Rubroshorea leprosula is the source of this 2381-nucleotide messenger RNA. The record is from the annotation of a GenBank genome assembly. NCBI's taxonomy places the organism in Eukaryota, Viridiplantae, Streptophyta, Magnoliopsida, Malvales, Dipterocarpaceae.
ACACACCAGAGGAAGAUACCUGGUUUUCCUGUCCGGCGGCUCACUCGUACUCUAUAUAUAGAGAGAGAGAGAGUUAGAUCCAUCUUCAGAUUGUAUCUACAUUCUCCUCAAAUAGAAUCCUUAUGCUUUCUCUCCCUUAUUCAUAUUUUUGUUUUAAUUACCGUUUUUUCUUAUUAUUAUUAAUCAAUGUCUUCUGUAGCCGUCAUUGAUUUUGUUGUUGCAAUUUUGUUUUGAAUACCUAAAAAAACCCUAUGGCUAUGACUGCUGAUUCUUCCUCCAACCACCACUCUCCACGUGAUGGUGUCAACACCAACAGUCCUCAGUUUCGCCGGAAAAAUUUACCUUGUCCCUGGGUACAAGUGGUUCGACGGGAACCGGAAUCGAUUUUAAAUGCUAAUCAUUCACCUUCUUCUCCGUCGUCCCCUCCUGCUGUCAAUUUUAUGACGGAAAAAAACUCUGACUUUUCGCCAUCAAAGGAGGCUGCUGCUGCGGCUGCUACUUCGGUGCAGCAAACAGCACUGGAUAAUCAUGUGGUGGCUGAUGGUUCUGAUUUGAAUAGCAACAAUGCAGGAGGUCGGCCCAAGAAGCCAGCUUGGAACAAGCCGUCGAAAGGCGUGGUGGAGGUCAGUCCUCUGGGUGCCAUGUCUUGGCCUGCUUUAUCUGAAUCCGCCAGGGCUUCCUCGAGAUCAUCACCUGACGGUUCUUCCAGAACCGUUUCCGAUGGAUCGGCCUCAACCUCUCAGGGACCUGUAAACCCUCAUUCGGCUCAGAGGCAAGCUCCUGCUAAUGUAAACCCAAAUUCAAUACCAAAUCGUACAACGGCAGGAAUGUCAGGUCGUCAAAAAAACUCUAGGCGUGGCAGUGGUGGGGGAAACAACUCUGGUGGUGGGUCUGUGCAGGGUGGCUUCCCGCACCCUCCACCACCUUCACCCCCACCAUUCCUUGUCCUGCCAUUGCCUCCUGUUAGUGGUUUUCUUCCAGCAAUGCCAGAUCCUUCCCUUCAAGAACCACAGUAUAGACCAGCAGGUGGAUUAGUUUCUCAACCAAAGAUGGUAAAUGAUCACCGUCCCUCUCGGAGAGGAAGUUAUGGAAGAGGAGAUGGUGCAUACCAAAAUAGUUUUGGCAGGCGUGAUCAAGACCGUGGAAAUUAUGGAAAUACACGAGAUGUUCACAUGCAGCCUCAUAGAGGUCAAAAUAGGGGCAUGGUAAGGCCUCCAGGUCCUCCACUACCCAAUGCUCCUAGUUUUGUUCCUCAGCUCGUGAGACCCUUUGGUAAUCCCAUUGGCUAUCCUGAUUUUAUAUAUCUUCGCCCUACCAUGCCUUUGGAGCCCUUCAGGGGUGUUCCACCAUAUAUUGCCCCACCUCAUCCAAUGGUUAUGCAUCCUUCAGAACCUAGUCUUUCUGCAAAGUUGGUGUAUCAAAUAGAUUAUUAUUUCAGUGAUGUUAAUUUGGUAAAAGAUGACUUUUUGAAGUCUAACAUGGAUGAGCAGGGUUGGGUCCCAAUUUUUUUGAUAGCAGGAUUUCCACGGGUUCGGAGUUUGACAACUAAUAUUCAAUCGAUACUGGAUGCUUUGAGGGGUUCAACCAUUGUGGAAGUACAGGGUGACAAAGUGAGAAAGCGAGAUGACUGGAUAAAAUGGAUUUCUUCCUCCAGUCGGGUUUCCUCUGAUUCAGGCUCACUGUCCCGAGCUGGUACAAGCGCAGAGAACCUCGCAGCUGCACUUGAUAAGAUUACAGUAGGGGAACAUGCUACCAAUCCUCACACAGAGGACUCUUCCAGGAGACAUUCAUCUGAAUUGACUGGCCAGUCACAACUCUCUAGUGGGGAAGGUUCUGAAGACAUGUGUUCAAACAAACAGUGAUAAACCUCUGCCACCGCAAAGCACAAUCCUGCAAGGAUGGUGCACUUUUUGGAUUCUAUGGGAUGCAUGAUGCUUUGGAAGGUCUAGAGACUCCUUUUUCUUCAAUUUUAUCUCUUCAUCCCUACUCGGUUUUGGCAGUGUUUUGAUGAGGCAAUUAGAGUUAAAAGAAAAUAAGAAAGAUUUAUAAAUUAUUCUCUCUGAAAGAUAGAGAAAGAGAAGCACUGGAGACAAUAGAGGAUUUAGGUUAAUGUUGGUAUGAGGCUGUUUGGUUGUAUAGUUGGGGCACUCAUACUUCGGUGUUUUUCCUUCUUCUUCUUCUUCUUCUUCUUUUUUUUUUUUUUUUUGAAUUUGAUAUUUUGAUUGAUGGAUGAUGGAUGAUGGAUAAAUGGAUAAGGUCAAGCACUAAGAAGAGGAGGAGAACUAUAAUUGUUCUAAACAUUGCUGAAACUCCACUUUCCAUAAGGAUUUGAACCACUAAGCCUUUUAGUACGUUGUUGCCAGUAAAGUGGUGGCCUGAUG